AUGUCUUCAAAUUUUGAAGCCUACGAACAGGACUUUGGAACCCUGACAGCAGAAAUAACCAACAAAAUUGGAAGGAUUCCCAAAUUAGGUGGAGGUAAACCACGUUAAUCUCUAUUAGUUUGCCAACGAAUGACUUCUGUCAUGUCAACAAAUUAAUAAUGCAGCUAGCUAGCUAGCUAGUUUCACAUGACACAUAUUUUACACAAAUGUCAUCAUAUUCACUGCCGAAUAUUUAGCGAACUAAAACAAUUCCACUAGCUUUGUGCUUUGUGUUAGUGAAAUAACGACGUUACCUAUCCAACUAGCUAUUUAGUUAGUCAGCUAUCUAACUAACUAUCAAAGAGCCAUCAAUAGGACUUGAGCAUUCAGAUGCUGUGCUGACAAGUACACAGCAGUUUAAUUCUACAUUUAAGGUGAUAUGUUCCUGAAGGGAGAUUGAAUCCUGGUGCAAUGACCAUAGGUUGUCCUGCUCCUAGGAUUGGUACUUCUUUCAAUUAUGUAGCUAGGCUAAACAUGAUUGGAUUGGACUUUUAAACGAAUAUUUAGUUUUAGCUAAACUAAAUAUAGUAAAGUAAAACUAGACUUUAUUCAUAUCUAGAACAUGAUGUGGACUGCAUUGAAAACUAAAUUGAUUGUCUUGUUUGUUUGUGAAGAUGUAGGCUUUAGUGGGACUGAAUUGUUGAGUCAAGCCACUUAUGUGCACUGGAUGUACAGUAAACCUAAUCCAUCAUUUCAUUGUUCCACUUCUACAGUAGGCCUACAUCUAAGAAACUAGAUGAAAUUGCCCCUCCUCCCUACAGUUAUUCCACCUCAAAAAGCACAAGAAAGAGAUUUCGACCCCCACCAUCUCAGAUUGUUCUGAAAUCGUUUCUGUAGUUAGAAACGGAUAAGAUUAGCAUUCCUAAAAGCAUUAUUUUGUUGAAAUAUAAUUUGAUCUCUGAGAAAUUAUGCUGAUUGAUUGCACCCAAAUUGUCCAUUUUAAUUUAUAGGAUUAAUAUAAUCUUCAAUAAAUAUAGUACCUAACAUCUGAUUUGGACCAUAAUUCUUCCUAACAAUGAGUAAGACGAGGAAUCCAAUACAAGUAUCAAAAGCCACCCACGGACCCCCCACACCACACUAGAGAUAAAUAGUUAUGGCGUCUUUUUAGGCAGUAGCUCCGCCAUGGUUCGUUGGACAAAGCCUAUGGGAAUAUGAAUGGAGUUUUUGUAGGGUUUUUGGAUAAAUGCAGAAAAUAAGCUCUGUGGUAAACACAGGCUUAGGAGAUCCUAUAAGUUUUGUUCUAUGAGAUAAUCUUCAUUAGUUCAGGUUGCUUUUUGUGAAUUUAAUGCAUUUAUCUAAUUUAUAAAAUGCACAAAGGCUUCAUAAUUCAUGAAGGUCAUGUUAACUUACAGGUAUUAUCUCAUAGAACAAAACGUAUAAGAUCUCCUAAGCCUGUGUUAACCUCAGACCUUAUUUUGGGCGUUUAUCCCAAAACCCUAUUCUUUCCCCAUAGGGAUGGCUGAACGAACCAGAGGUAACUCAUUUCCGUUUUUUAUGACUACAAGCUGGCAAGCUCUAUUACCUUAAUUUCUCAGAGAUCAAAUACAGUUUCAACAAGGCAACAGUAAAUAUGUCAUCCACCACGAAUGAUGCAGCACCCUUGGGCCAAUUGGAAUAUCGUGUGUGAUUUAACACAUUUCAGUUAAUUACUAUUGCGCCCACCUAAUUUUAUAAAUGACAGAUCUCUAUAGCGAAGACGCAUCAUUCAUCCAAGUUUCGUCCAAAUCGGGCCAGUGCUGUCUGAGACAGAUCCACAGUCCCCUCCCUGAUUUCAUUGAUAUGAAUGUUCUUGCAUAUGUUAAGUCUUGACAGUGUUUGCAACAUGUGUACCAAAUUUAGUCACAAUACGAUAUCCUUGACUGAUUUAUAUGCAUUUAUGUGCCAGACCACGCCCACGUGAAUGCUUAUUGGUCAAUAGUGGCCAUGUUGUUUUAGGUACUAGUCUGGAAAAUAUUGCAUUGAGAGAACUUUAUCCAUAGAUGCCACAUAUCAAGUUUUGUGCAGCUCGAUCAUUCGGUGCCAGAAGAGUAUCGUUUUUAAGUGUUUUUUACAAAAUUCUAAAUGGCGGAUAAUCCAUCAUGGCGGACCUUAUGUGUCCCUGAGGCAAAUGUGUUCCUUGUGAGGAGAGGUACCUAUGUACUGAAUUUCAUGACUUUAGGUCAGACGGGGUGAGGGGUGUGACCUUUAAAAGUUAGCAUUUUCAAUCUCUUGUUAUAGCGCCACCAUCUGGCCAAUCAGUGUAAUUUUGUAAAUGCCUGAUCUGUAUGGCAAGACGCAUCAUUCAGCAAAGUUUUGUCAAAAUUGGGCCAGUGCUGUCUGCAAUAUCGCGUGGGACUUACGUACGUAGAGUUGAUUACUAUAGCGCCCCCUAACGUACUAAUGGACGGAGACAGAUCCACAGUCCACUCCCCGAUAACAUUGUGGGGGACAACAAAUUUCCACAGAAAAUUUUACUAAAACACAUUUACUUGAACAUUUCAGAUGCAAAGUUUGGUAACAGAAUGACAGUUUGUGCUGUUGGUGCUGUCAUUCUGUUACCAAACUUUGCAUCUGUACUGUAAUUCAAGUAAAUUUGUUUUUGUAAAAUGUUCUGUGGAUAUUAAGUUGUCCUUGUGUAUAGAGUUGUGUGGUUUAACUUUGCAAUCAUUUGUUUUUCUUUUGCAUACAUUUUAAAGUGAAAAAUACGAGUCUUAGCAUCAAUCUGUUAUCGUGGAAUUGCCCUUAUUCAUAGUUGUAUGCUAAUGUUCUUUAUUUAGAGCACAAAUAUUUAUUGUAAAUACUUCCUGGAGCUGAAGAGAUUAACCUGAAAUGUAGGUCCAGUAUUUGUGUCCUUGCAAGUGAACAAUUUUCUGACUUCUGUUGCAGAUAGCUGAUUAGUCUAUUUGUAGCAGGGAUGUCUUAUUCUUACGGGAUAUUUACACCUCCCUAGACGGCUUGUCCUCUGCCAGGGAUUAGCACGCCCCCCUCCAAAAGAAAAGCGAGGGCAACUCAAGUGGGCAGAGGGUGAAUGGGCCUAACAAGAGGACAUUUGGUAUCAGUGCAGUUAUGCAUGAGAUCUACUAGGGAUGACACGAAACACCUAUACGCAUUGAUCCCCAAUUCAAAUGCUUAAGAUACAAGUGCAUCGGUCUGCGGACCCCAAACCGAUCCAAAUGUAGCAUGCAUCGGUCAGAAAAUCGAUUCAAAUAUUUCAAAUUGCCGGUUCACAUUUUCUGUUGUUGCUCAUAUUACAUUAUUUCUUCUUUACGAAAAUACCUAAUAUUUUGUGACAACUGAUUCAUCCUCUCCUUCAGUGUCGAACUCAUGUAACUGUGUUGACAGUCAAAGAUCUACAAGUCAUUUUGCAUGCCUAACAACCCCAGGCAAUAUCAGUAGCCUAGUCAAACCGCGCACUCUGCCCAGCUUCGCAUGUUGACCAACGCAAGGUAGACGGCCUGUUCCUGAUCUUGCACAUCUGCGCGGCACUGUCAGCAUUCAAAUGCUAAAAUGGCUUGCGUGAUAUUAGGCUUUAUUAGUUGAGUGACAACCUAUGUAAUUUGUUAGCUUAUUGUUAUCUAUGCGCUGUUGAUAGUGGUGUUUUAUCGGAAUAAAAGUAAGCUCUCAUCUGUCUAUACCUGCUGAAUGGGGUUUACAAUAGAUUUUAUUUUCAUUGUUGAACUUCACCAUCAGCAAUAGUUUUGGGGGUAAUUUUUUAAUAUACAGGGUAAAGUCUAUUUCAUAACGAGGACAGCAAUCACUUUUGCGAGGCACACUGCAUGGCUGAAGCAAGAGGAGAAGAGAAGAUCACUCUGUAAAAACUUCCAAACGGUCAAAUACAUUAGAUUUUGAGAUGGGUUGAAAUCCAAAGUUGUGCUAUACACUGAGUGUACAAAACAUUAGGAACAUCUCUUUCCAUGACAGACUGACCAGGUGAAUCCAGGUGAAAGCUAUGAUCCCUUAUUGAUGUCACUUGUUAAAUCCACUAAAAUCAGUGUUGAUGAAGGGGAGGAGACAGGUUAAAGAAGUAUUUUUAAGCCUUGAGACAAUUGAGACACGGAUUGUGUAUGUGUGUCAUUCAGAGGGUGAAUGGGCAAGACAAAAUAUUUAAGUGCCUUUGAACAGGGUAUGGUAGUAGGUGCCAGGCGCACCGGUUUGAGUGUGUCAAGAACCGCAACACUGCUGGGUUUUUCACACUCAUCAGUUUCCUGUGUGUAUCAAGAAUGGUCCACCCAAGGACAUCCAGCCAACUCUACACAAUUGUGGGAAGUAUUGGAGUCAACAUGGGCCAGCAUCCCUGUGGAAUGAUUUCUGCACCGCAUAGUCCAUGCCCCGACAAAUUGAGGCUGUUCUGAGGGCAAAAGGGGGUGCACCGCAAUUUUAGGAAUAUAUUCAUUGGCCAUGUUUUAGCUAACUUGUAAACCUUUUUUUUUUUUUUUUUUACACAUUACUAGCUCAAACACUUAAUGUGCAAAAAUUACAAUUAAACAAGUGGGUGAUGGUGAUUUCAGAAUGAGAGUGAGGGGACAAAAAACAGACUACAUUUCCCCUCCUAAUCUGAUAGUGGUAGUGGGGUGGUAGAUGCCUAGUCUCCCUUAUGGCUCCGAUCAGGUGCCUACAUAGUAAAUACAUCAUAGACAUGCAUCACAUACACACACACACAUACACAUACACAAAGUCAGCUCAGACAGAUCCAGCUCAUAGAGGCCCAACUCAUGGGCUCCAUCAUCAUCAGAUUUUAAUUUAGAAUGGAAAAUGAAUGCGUUCAUGCAUCGAACUGACGCAGUGAAUCAUUUAAAACUAAAGCGUAUCUUUCCUGAAUGGUAUCGGAGCCAAUGUAUCUACGUACGUAUUGCAUUGGUUUCCCUAUAUGCAAGUAAAUUGUGGGCGGGGGAUAAUUUCUGGGAUGGUAAAACGUUUUUAGUGUACACUUAAACUACUAAAACCAGAUAUAAAGUAUGUAGAAAAGAUAAUGGAGAAAUAUUUUUAAAAAAGAGAAUCCUUUUAGGAAUUCUCUCCUAAAAGUAGGAUAACAGAGACUGUAGAGAGGCCCGAGAGCCUAACAUCAUGUAAUAUGUAAUAAUGUAAUAUGUCAUUUAGCAGACGCUUUUAUCCAAAGCGACUUAGUCAUGUGUGCAUACAUUUUUACGUAUGGGUGGUCCCGGGGAUCGACCAUGUAUCAUAACUGUGAAUAUACCUGUACUGGUCUCAUAGUUAAGUAAACACUUUAUUUGAAAACCAAAGGCUGUCUACAUAUUCACCGGGCACAGCCUGUUCACCCACUGAACAACAAACAAAAUAUCCAUCAGCUGGCAUUGUCUUCCUUUGCUCAGCUCAUAUUUGCUAAGUCUAUUGCUUGUUUAAUUUCCAACGCUGUGGCUCAUGGGAAUUCACAUCCGAUUUGAAAUGUCAUGGUUUGAAUUGGCUUCUUGACAGAAACAAUGCUUCUCUUCCACAGUGUAAUUUCACCACGUUUCCCACCACCCAGCAUGUUAAAAUAAGCCCACAUGAAUAUGAACAAAGGCGGAAGCCCAUCAUACCCAGCAGUCAUUGUUCAGUGUCCUCUGCUCCUAUCAGAACAGUUUGCACUUGAAUUUCAAUUCCGUUCCUACUAAUGAAGACAUUUCUUAUUUCCUUUUCUCCUCCCUCAAGUGCCUGAAUUGUGCCCAUCGGUUGACAGCCUUCAAUUUCAUACGAUGACAAUAGCUUCGACAAAAGCCUUUUGUCCCCAAUGUUGCUGCGUUUCCCGACGUCACAUAUGCACAAUCACUGAUAAUGGCUGUGGCACGCGAAGAAACGUCCUUGACAGUAUCUUGGCCAAGCCUUCAGCAUUCACGCGAGAAUCAAACGGAUAAUGUGUUUUUGUUUUGCUUUGUUACCUUCCAAAAAACUUGGGACUGAGGUUUGAAUAAGAAUACAAUGUAUUGCAAGGUCUCAUUCCAUUAAACAUUAAAUGCAUUUUUUUUCUCCUUAAGAGUGUUUAUGGAAAGCUGAAGGACUGUCAAUCACUGGCUAUUAAAUAUUGUGCAGAGGUACCGAGCUCAACUUUAUUUUAUUUUUUGUGGCCUGUUUACAAAACUCCUCGUCUGUCUGUCUGCGGUACUCCUAGUAAAUAGCCAUGCAUAUUUCAGGAUCAUCUUUCCCAGGCCAAUGCUGGAGAGGGCUACACCACCUCUCCUCGACGGGAAUCGCCUCUGGCUAUUUACUUGUGUAUCCUGUGAGGUUUUCAAAUUGGAUUUGUUGACUGGCAAAAGGCAAUGCAGACCCAAACAAUGAAGAUCUUCCCUUGGUUUUUGUACGGUUAUUUCCCUUUACUGAUAGGCUAGCCUUGUGGUUGGCUUUUGAACUGGAAGCUUCUGGUAGUCCGGGCUCUCGGCUACAUGUCAAUUGUUGAAAAUAUGUCUAAUUAGGCCUAUUAAACAAACAUUGGUCCACAGCAGGCUAGGUUUUUGUAAUGAUCCUUAGAUGUUGGUUUCAACUCUGGGCCGUCAAAGCAUAAUUUUACAUUUGAAAAAUAAAAUAUGAUAUGUCCAAAUUGGGAUGGAGAAUAUUAGGAGUAUUUAACUACAUUUCUGCUGUUGUUGCUGCUACUAGGGAUCAGUGUGAAUACUAGAGUACGCGAUUCAAGAUUUGCAUUCAAUUGCUGAAAAUCUAUUUUACAGGUUACAUUUAUAAUAACUGACAAUGUCGAACUUUAAGAUGUGUUGAAUGUUUUUUGAGUCGCUGUAGCUAUGUCAAACGCAGUGAGAAAUUUCAUUUUCAGUUUUGUAUCAGAACCAGUAAUUAGAACAACCUGUAAAGGUUUGCCUUCAGACCUGUUUCACACAUGAUCCGAGUACUCGAGUAGGCCUACUCAAAAUCAUUUAUUGGAGAGUACUAUUACUCGAACACAAACAUUCUUUCAAAUGCCCAUCCCUAGUUGCUACACAUAACAGAAUAAGUUCAGCCAGAAUUUAGAGCUCACGCAAUCAUUUACAGCGUUCCAUAAUGAACUCUUAUGGCCAAAUGAGCUUCAAGUCAUGAUUUGCAAUCGAAGCCAUUGGGUGAGCUUAAAGCAGCGUUUUAGUCAUUCUUAGUGGGACUCCGAGUUUAGAAAACCUGGCAACCUAGUAAAGCUGACAUUUCCUUUAGAGUUGGUACGAGGUGUCUCGUUGCUCCUCUAUAAAAGCCAACAAAGGCCUUUUACACGUGGAUAAAUAAGACACUUCAAAUGUGGAUCAGCAUGCGGAGAGUGUGUAAAUAUAUCUUCAAAUGCAUUCUGGUGUGUGUUUUCAAUCUCCCCGUUGCGGGGGAGUUGGGUUGUUGUCAUAAAGCACUGCUCCUCUGUCGACUGAUCAAUAUGUUUCUCCUGUUUCUCUUUCAGAGGAGAAGACACAGCUGGUUCUAAAUGUCGACAAACAGCUCGAAGAAGUCAGAGAGUUGGUACGUCUUUGAUCAGUAAUUUCCGCUCUUCCCAUUUUUUUACAAAAUAAUGAAUUUGGAAAAGGAAACAAGACAAUUUCACCGGUGCAUGAAGACAACGGCACCUGUGUCAUCCUAACGGUGACAUGACACACACACGCAUACUUCACAUGGUGGAAUGCUGCUCAGCACGAUAAUGGCGUAAUCACUUUAGCGACAAUUUGCUUUUAAGUGACACACCCGUGACACAAUUCAAGCUAUUAUUUGGAGGAGGAAGUGUUCACGUCAUGUUAAAAAAUUUAAGGAAGUGAACUAACGUGUAAAUUGUAGACAUAGUUGUCUUAUUAUGUCAUCUUGAUUAGGCUUCUCCAAAUCUACCUCAGAGAGUCUUGUCUCUCUCUACCUCUAAUGUACUCUACAUGACACUGUUGGGCCUCAACACUUCUUUAAAAUGAAGGCCUUUCAAAUUGUUUGAAUCUUAUUUAUUUACCAAACUGCCUUUCUGUCAUAACUUUUUUAAUCGUUGACGAAUGACACGAAGAAGAGCAGUCAAUGUGUCAGCAAAUCAACAUCUAAACAGAUUAAUGUUAAUGCUGCUGAAUUAGCUCAUGUUGAGAAGUUUUGCUAGCUUGAGAUUUCAGUUUAAUCUUCAGAAUCUCUUGUUGUUUUUCAGACUCCUACAAAUCCAAGUUGUGUGCUACACUAUUUUAGUAUCAUUUCAUUACAUCUAGCCUGGCUAAAUAUACAGUGCAUUCGGAAAUUAUUCAGACCACUUCCCUUUUUCCACAUUUUCCUACGUUACAGCCUUAUUCUAAAAUGGAUUAAAUAAAACAUUUUCCUCAUCAAUCUACACACAAUACCCCAUAAUGACAAAGCGAAAACAGGUUUUUAGACAUUUUUGCAAAUGUAUUAAAAAGAAAAAAAAGAAAUUCAGACCCUUUGCUAUGAGACUCGAAAUUGAGCUCAGGUGCAUCCUGUUUCUGUUGAUCAUCCUUGAGAUGUUUCUACAACUUGAUUGGAGUCCACCUGUGGUAAAUUCAAUUGAUUGGACAUGAUUUGGAAAGGCACACACCUGUCUAUAUAAGGUCCCACAAUUGACAGUGCAUGUCAGAGCAAAAACCAAGUCAUGAGGUCGAAGGAAUUGUCCGUAGAGCUCAGAGACAGGAUUGUGUCGAGGCACAGAUCUGGGGAAGGGUACCAAAACAUUUCGGCAGCAUUGAAGGUUCUCAAGAACACUGUGUCCUCCAUCAUUCUUAAAUGGAAGAAGUUUGGAACCACCAAGACUCUUCCUAGAGCUGGCUGCCCGGGCCAAACUGAGCAAUCGGAGGAGAAGGGCCCUGGUCAGGGUGGUGACCAAGAAACCGAUGGUCACUCUGACAGAGCUCCAGAGUUCCUCUGUGGAGAUGGGAGAACCUUCUGCGAAGGACAACCAUCUCUGCAGUACUCCACCAAUCAGGCCUUUAUGGUAGAGUGGUCAGACGGAAGCCACUCUUUAGUAAAAGGCACAUGACAGCCCACUAAAGGACUCUCAGACCAUGAGAAACAAGAUUCUCUGGUCUGAUGAAACCAAGACUGAACUCUUUGGACUGAAUGCCAAGCGUCACGUCUGGAGGAAACCUGGCAACAUCCCUAUGGCGAAGCAUGGUGGUGGCAACAUCAUGCUGUGGGGAUGUUUUUCAGCGGCAGUUACUGGGAGACUAGUCAGGAUCCAGGGAAAGAUGAACAGAGCAAAGUACAGAGAGAUCCUUGAUGAAAACCUGCUCCAGAGCGCUCAGGACCUCAGGCUGAGGCAAAGGUUCACCUUCCAACAGGACAACGACCCUAAGCACACAGCCAAUACAACGCAGGAGUGGCUUCAGGACAAGUCUCUGAAUGUCCUUGAGUGGCCCAGCCAGAGCCCGGACUUGAACCCGAUCGAACAUCUCUGGAGCGACCUGAAAAUAGCUGUGCAGUGACGCUCCCCAUCCAACCUGACAGAGCUUGAGAGGAUCUGCAGAGAAGAAUGGGAGAAACUCCCCAAAUACAUGUGUGCCAAACUUGAAGUGUCAUACCCAAGAAGACUCAAGGCUGUAAUCGCUGCCAAAGGUGCUUCAACAAAGUACUGGGUAAAGUGUCUGAAUACUUAGGUAAAUGUAAUAUUUCCAUUUUUUAUUUUUAAUAAAUUAGCAAAAAAUAAAAGAACCCUGUUUUUGCAUUGUCAUUAUGGGGUAUUGUGUGUAGAUUGAUGAGGGAAAAAAACUAUUUAAUCCAUUUUAGAAUAAAGCUGUAAUGUAACAACAUUUUGAAAAAGUCUAGGGGUCUGAAUAUUUUCAGCAUGCACUGUACAUUAAAUUCAACACUUUACAUAAUGUCCUUUAGUGUAAUCACUACAUACUAAACAGAUAUUGCGCACUUUACUGUUAAGUAAGUAGCCUAAGUUGAGUUUAACAACAAUCUUUCAUUGUAAAUCUGUUUUGACAUAUUUCCACAAUAAUUGUAGGCUACACAGCUAUAAUCACAUAGUUUAUACCUAUGUUCUAGCCAAUUUGGCCAAUAUAAUGUUAUUUGUUAUUUUUACAAUCAUUGAUUGGUGAAUUAACUGGUUGAUUGCUGGACCUAGAUGGAGCAGAUGGAUCUUGAGGUGCGUGAGCUCCCCAUCCAGAGCAGAGGC
Molecule: messenger RNA, 10066 nt
Organism: Coregonus sp. 'balchen'
Lineage: Eukaryota; Metazoa; Chordata; Actinopteri; Salmoniformes; Salmonidae
Source: the annotation of a GenBank genome assembly